AUGAUCAUCCGUGUCUUCAGCAUGCUUAUGUGGGCCCCGGUGGGCGUCCUGACCUCGCUGGCGUACCGCCUCCACCAGCGGCUAGAGGUCCUGGCCGAGCUUCGGAGGGCCGAUGGCCGACGUCCCGUCGACCGGAGCCUGCUGGAGUUGGAAAUGGUGCGGGUCGUGUUUCGACACGGGGCGCGGAGUCCUCUUAAGCCGCUCCCGCAGGAGGAGCAGAUAAAGAGAAGAGGAAGGGUUGGAGAUGCUGGGAAAAACAAGCUGAUGCCUCUUCCCACCUCUGCUCCCGUCUUCCUUCCAGGAUCCAUUGUCAUCCAUACUGAUGAAGCAAGCCCUGAAGUCUUAUACCCCAACUACCAAAACUGCCAGAACCUGUGGAAAAGAACCAGACACCAGAGGAAGGCUGCCUCUUUGCAGCCAAGAAUCUCAGAGGAUUUGAAAAAGGUGAAGGAAGGGAUAGGUAUUGCCGGUAAUGAUGAAGUAGACUUCCUUAUCCUCUUUGACAGUGUGGCUGCUGAGCAGGUGCACAGCCUCCUGAGCUGCCCGGCACUGAACAGAUUUGCACGGGUGAUUGAACAGAGAGCUGUGGACACAGCCUUGUACAUCCAGCCAAAGGAAGGCAGAGAAAGUCUUCAGAUGGCAGUGGGCCCCUUCCUCCACAUCCUGGAGGACAACCCGCUGAAAGUCGUGGACCCUGCCAUCCCACCCAGCAAGACCAGGGACCUGGCAUGAAAGCUAUAUCUCUGUGCUGCUCAUGAUGUGACCCUCAUGCCCUUAAUGGUUCUCGGGAUUUUUGAUCACAAAUGGUCCCCGUUUGCUGCUGACCUGACCCUGGAACUCUACCAGCACCAGGAAUCUAAGGAGUGGUUUGUGCAGCUCUAUUACCACGGGGAGGAGCAAGUGCUGAGAGGUUGCCCUGACCCACUCUGUCCACUGGACAAGUUCUUGAAUGCCAUGUCAGUUUAUACCUUAAACCCAGAAAAAUACCACACCCUCUGCUCUCAAGCGCAGAUGAUGGAACUUGGAAAUGGAGAGUGA
Molecule: messenger RNA, 1038 nt
Organism: Manis javanica (Malayan pangolin)
Lineage: Eukaryota; Metazoa; Chordata; Mammalia; Pholidota; Manidae
Gene: ACP6
Product: acid phosphatase 6, lysophosphatidic
Biological process (GO): lysobisphosphatidic acid metabolic process; dephosphorylation
Cellular component (GO): mitochondrion
Molecular function (GO): lysophosphatidic acid phosphatase activity
Source: RefSeq, a predicted model, not a curated record